This is a messenger RNA of Lathyrus oleraceus (garden pea), 1129 nucleotides long. Its product is annotated as agamous-like MADS-box protein AGL19. The transcript is spliced from 7 exons. Gene Ontology annotation, cellular component: nucleus. Gene Ontology annotation, biological process: positive regulation of transcription by RNA polymerase II. Gene Ontology annotation, molecular function: RNA polymerase II transcription regulatory region sequence-specific DNA binding; DNA-binding transcription factor activity; protein dimerization activity. NCBI's taxonomy places the organism in Eukaryota, Viridiplantae, Streptophyta, Magnoliopsida, Fabales, Fabaceae. The record is from RefSeq and is a predicted model, not a curated record. The coding region runs from base 191 to 799 and encodes 202 amino acids.
CAAAAGAUUCUAUUGUUUGCUUCGAAAUAUUUGUCAGAUUUGAUUACUUUCUUUCAGUACUAACUUUCUAUAAUUGGAAAACAACAAUAGUUUUCUCCCAUUUGUAUUCUAAUCUUUGGUGAACUAGAUCUCAUUUUCUGUCUCUUUCAAUUUUCAACUCAGAUCUUUUCCCUAAAGAGUUGAUAUCAGAAUGGUGAGGGGAAAAACUCAAAUGAAGAGAAUCGAAAGUGAGUCAAACAGACAAGUAACUUUCUCAAAGAGAAGAAAUGGGUUGCUUAAAAAGGCUUUUGAACUCUCAGUGCUUUGUGAUGCUGAAGUAGCACUCAUUGUCUUCUCUGCCACAGGGAAACUCCAUGAGUUCUCCAGUUCAAGUGUAAACAAAACAGUGGAACGCUAUCAACGGAGAGUCAAGGACUUGGCUCUCAGCACCAAAGAAAUCCAAGAAAAUACACAGAUGGAAUGUGAUAUCAACACAACAAAGAAGUUGGAGCAACUAGAACUUUACAAAAGGAAGCUGCUGGGAUAUGAAUUGGAUACAUGUGGUAUUGAAGAAUUACAACGGAUUGAAAAUCAACUUGAAUACAGCUUAGGCAAAGUUAGGGCAAGAAAGGAUCAACUGUUGAGGGAACAAAUUGAAAAGCUAAAGAAACAGGAAAGGUGCCUACUUGAAGAAAAUAGACGCUUACGUGAACAAUGUGGAAUUAUACAACAAGAUAUAGAACUCUUAACAGAAGGUGAGCUCGGUGAGGAGGUGGAGACGGAAUUGUUCAUAGGGCGACCUCAUAAACAAAUGAUUUGAGAGCUGAAACUAGCAAAUAUACGUGAGGAAGCAUAAUCUUAUGGAAAAGAAGAUCUUCUGCGUUUCGAGAAAGUAUGUGUGGGAAUAUUAGAAGCUUGAAUAAAUUUUUGAUAGGUAAGAAAAUUAUUUAUGGAAGAAAAAACUUUGUAUUUUUACUUGAAACAAAAAUGUAUGAUUACAUAUCUAUUUAUUGUUGGAAAUAGACCCUUUUGUGUUUAGAAAAAGUGUGUGGGAAUAUUAGAGGCUUGAAUAAAAAUUUGGUAGAUAGGAGAAUUAUUUAUGGAAGAGAGAACUUUGUAUUUUUGCUUGAUUCAAAAGUGUUGGAUUACA